GAGCCGAGCCGCCGCUUCCUUCCCAAACUCCUCCUCUUUCUCCGUCCCUAUCGCCCGAUCGCUUCUCCCUUCCUCUUCCCCGCCGGAACACGCAAGCCGCAGGCGACCCUCCCCUGUAGAGCCUACGCCGUCGGGAUCUCUCCGGCCAUGGAUCCAUACAAGCACCGGCCGUCGAGCGGGGCCAACGCGGGCUUCUGGUCCACCAACUCCGGCGCGCCCGUCUGGAACAACAACAACGCGCUCACCGUCGGGGAACGAGGACCUAUCCUCCUUGAGGAUUAUCAUCUGAUUGAAAAGCUUGCGCAGUUCGACAGGGAACGUAUCCCUGAACGUGUUGUUCAUGCACGGGGAGCCAGCGCAAAGGGGUUCUUUGAGGUGACUCAUGAUAUUUCUCACCUUACCUGUGCUGAUUUUCUCCGGGCUCCUGGGGUUCAGACCCCAGUUAUUGUCCGGUUCUCUACCGUCGUGCAUGAGCGUGGAAGCCCUGAGACCUUGAGGGAUCCACGUGGUUUUGCGGUGAAAUUCUACACCAGAGAGGGUAACUUUGACCUUGUUGGGAACAAUAUGCCUGUGUUCUUUAUCCGAGAUGGGAUGAAAUUCCCUGACAUGGUCCAUGCUUUCAAGCCAAGUCCAAAGACCAAUAUGCAGGAGAACUGGAGAAUAGUUGACUUCUUUUCGCACCACCCGGAGAGUCUGCAUAUGUUCAGCUUCCUCUUUGAUGAUGUCGGCAUCCCACUCAACUACAGGCACAUGGAAGGUUUUGGUGUCAACACCUACACCUUAAUCAACAAGGAUGGAAAGGUUCACCUUGUUAAGUUCCAUUGGAAGCCUACAUGUGGUGUCAAGUGCCUCUUAGAUGAUGAAGCUGUUACUGUUGGAGGCACCUGUCACACCCAUGCCACAAAGGACUUGACUGAUUCUAUUGCAGCUGGGAAUUACCCAGAGUGGAAGCUUUUCAUUCAGACCAUUGAUGCCGAUCAUGAGGAUAAGUUUGACUUUGACCCUCUUGAUGUCACCAAGACCUGGCCAGAGGAUAUCAUCCCACUGCAGCCUGUUGGACGGAUGAUCCUGAACAAGAACAUUGAUAAUUUCUUCGCAGAAAAUGAACAAAUUGCUUUCUGCCCAGCAAUAAUUGUCCCUGGAAUCCACUACUCUGAUGAUAAGCUGCUACAGACAAGAAUUUUCUCCUAUGCUGAUACCCAGAGGCAUCGUCUUGGUCCAAACUAUCUGAUGUUACCUGUGAAUGCACCGAAAUGUGCUCACCACAACAACCAUCACGAAGGCUUCAUGAAUUUCAUCCACAGGGAUGAGGAGGUGAACUACUUCCCUUCAAGGUUUGAUCCUACCCGUCAUGCCCAGAAGUACCCUAUUCCAACUCGUGUUCUAACAGGCUGUCGGGAAAAGUGUAUUAUCGAAAAGGAAAACAAUUUCAAGCAGGCUGGCGAGAGAUACCGGUCUUUCGACCCUGCUAGACAAGACCGUUUCAUCCAGCGGUGGGUUGAUGCACUCUCAGAUGCUCGUGUUACCCAUGAAAUUCAGGGCAUCUGGAUCUCAUACUGGUCACAGUGCGACACGUCCCUCGGUCAGAAGCUGGGGUCGCGGCUCAAGGCGAAACCAAAUAUGUAAAUCGACAAGGAAGAAUGAAGUAACACAUUAUCCCAGCAGUUGGUUGCAGUGAAGCCAAGAGGGUGCGGCAUGAACUGAUGAAAUGUGCAACCCGUCUGGGUGAAGUCAUGGAUUAAUAAAAUGUACACUGAUAUAUGUAAUACUACUGGUGGUGGGUAUUGUGAACCAGUUGCCUGGAUUACUGAACACUCGUCGUACUGUGUCUUUUGCAAAGAGAUAAUAAAGACAAUGUGAUGGCUUAUCUUGCAA
Molecule: messenger RNA, 1875 nt
Organism: Brachypodium distachyon (stiff brome)
Lineage: Eukaryota; Viridiplantae; Streptophyta; Magnoliopsida; Poales; Poaceae
Product: catalase isozyme 1
Exons: 8
Coding region: 148-1626 (492 amino acids)
Biological process (GO): hydrogen peroxide catabolic process; response to hydrogen peroxide
Cellular component (GO): cytoplasm; plasma membrane; peroxisome
Molecular function (GO): catalase activity; heme binding
Source: RefSeq, a predicted model, not a curated record